Cylicocyclus nassatus is the source of this 633-nucleotide messenger RNA. The record is from the annotation of a GenBank genome assembly. NCBI's taxonomy places the organism in Eukaryota, Metazoa, Nematoda, Chromadorea, Rhabditida, Strongylidae.
AUGUAUCCCAAUCAUGCCCGUCCCUAUGUGCCCAUGCCUCCCCCUAUGUCUACUACUAUGGAUAGAACUGUUAAGCAAAUACUCAAAUGCAUGGAAGAAAACUACGAAUCCACGGCCGUACGCUUGGUCAGAGGGGACUUCGUAGAGUAUCCUUACUCUUCGUUCAGCGAAAGGAGAUCGCGCCUGGCGGACAUGCAGCGGAACUUUCCCCGGAAUCACAACCCCGUUGUGGAUCACAGUAAUGCACUCCGCGAUUACAAUGAUGCACAAAAAGUCCUAAGCGUUAUCAAAGCAAUUGUGGAGAUCUACAUACCACCUUAUUCUCAGCCUGGCCGCAACAACAACAGCUGGUUGGGAGCAGGAGCAGAUAAGGCAGUAAACCUUGGUGACGUCUAUCGUCAGGUUGAAAACGCAGAUAGUAGAAAGGGAAAAAUUAUCUGUAACUUUGUGACAGCUCUUCUUAUUCAGAGCUAUAAUCCUGAAAAAUGGAACAAACUUUACGUACGAGUACAACCGGGACCUUGCUACAUAGUAGACUACGAAUUGAUUGCUAGAUUUCUGGUGGAAGUUGACCUUCGAAAUAACAAUAGGCUACAAAACACAUAUUCCGGCAAUGUCACUGAGUGCAUGUGA